AUGAAAUUCAGCUAUUUUCAACGGGUUCUUCCAAUAGUAUUUUUAAUAAUUGCUCAAAUAACCGGGGAACAAAGAUUCGCAGAAACUCCAGCUUUGUACUCGGAAGUGUCCUCCGGGGAUGACGUGCAACUGCGAUGCAGGGUGCAAGACAAACGCGGUCAGUGCAUCUGGCAGAAGGACCGGAAGCCGGUGGGCAUGCAUCCGGACAAAUACGAAUGGGCCAGCGGACGGGGUAGCGAUUGCACCCUUCUAAUCAGGAGAGCCUCCCUUGAUUUCGACGAUGGUUACUGGGAAUGUCAAGUGACUUCUGGCGAUUUCACGCGACAGGAUGCUCUAACUUCUUUACCAUCGCGUUUGCUCGUUAGAGUGAAACCCCGGAAGCCACGGCUGGAAUAUGGGGGGACGAUUUUAAACAACGCCCUGACUUUAAGGGAGGGUCAGGAAGUUACCAUUUCCUGUGUAUCGAGAUAUGGAAAUCCGGCUGCCCUUAUAAAGUGGUACAUAGGCGGAGACGAAGUGGAAGCUUUAAGGGAACAGACGAACGCGACGGAAGUGGACAGCCCGAAAACUUGGGCAGCCCACAGUCUCCUACGAGUUCGUGGACAAAGAGAGAACCAUGGUCUACCGAUUCGUUGUAUCACGAUCCAUCCGUCGAGCGUCGUUCCAGCUUCUGCGGAAACGCGACUGGAUGUUCAUUAUUCGCCAGAGGUGAGGAUCGAGACGAAGCCUCGUCUGCUGGUUGCGGCUCUCGAGGAUUCGGCCAGUUUUAUGAGCCUGAAAUGCUUCGCGGACAGCAAUCCCAGCGGAACGAUCAAGUGGUUCAAGGAUUCAGCUGGCAUCAUAGUAACGAGCAACGUGGUAUCGUUGAUGUUAAACAGAACGCAGCAGAACAGUACUUUGACGGGGUCCGAGUUAAGAUUCGAGCCGGUCAAGAGAAACGACGCCGGUCUCUAUUCUUGCAAGGCGGUCAACGUUAUCGGUGAAAGCACCGCGGCUAACUACAGGCUGGACGUACAAUACGGGCCUAGAUUGAAGCUGGAGAACACUGUCAAUGAAACGUUGAAGAAAUUGGAAGAGACCACUCUACUUGCGACCACUUUGGAACCAUUCGAAUGCGACGAAUUCGAGGCUAAUCCACCAGCCCAAUACAGAUGGGUACAUCUUCGCGGUGGGGUCACCGAGACCAUCGAAAAUCCUCUUCAGAACAAGGACGGUGGUAAACGGUUGCGUCUGGAGAACGUAAUGUGGUCCGACGAGGGGGAAUAUCGAUGCGUCGCGUUCAACGUGAUCAACGGAGUGCGGAGAGAAAUGCCCAGCGAGGCUCGUUACCUGCUCCACGUAACCGGCCCACCUGAGAUACAGGCGAGGCCUUCUUCCGGUGAUAAAGGUUUCUACGAGUCGCUAGGAUGGGCAGGAGAAUCCGAACACGUUCUUAAAUCUCGUUUCUGCUCGAGACCGCCACCCAGAUUGGUUGCUUGGCAAUGGGGAAGUUCGCACAUCAGAGCUGGAGAGAGUAUUCAUCCAAAAUACGAGGCUCUACCUUUAGAACACAUCAAGGAGAACGAGAUGCUGACAAAUUGCUACUGGGCGAAGUUGGUGAUCAAGGAUUUGCAAAAAGAGGAUGCACGAAUGUACACUCUUCUGGUGGAGAGCGAGAAGGGUAGAGAUUCGACCAACGUUAAAUUGUUGGUUCGGGACCCAACAGAGAUGAGGGUGAUCGCAGCAGCAGCUGCGGUUGGUCUCCUUUUUCUUCUACUUCUAAUAUCGAUCGCAGUGUACUCGUUGUUAAAACUGAAGAACCGGCGAUAUCGUCGAGAAGAAGAGGAGGGAAGCAUCGCGGCAGAUGCGUUUUACAGUAAUACAACGCCAACGGAAAGGCAGAAGAAUAACAACUCGACGCAGAGUAAAGGAUUCGGUAGAAAAACGAACUCGGAGGGUGGGCUGGCUGUCACUUAUGACUAUGAUCAGAUCACGAAACAGGUGCGGGCUAUGAGUCCGGAAGCUUUGAAAGUCAGACGUGCACCAGCUGUUCUUCAACCACCGACCAUUGUGUAA
Molecule: messenger RNA, 2055 nt
Organism: Osmia bicornis bicornis
Lineage: Eukaryota; Metazoa; Arthropoda; Insecta; Hymenoptera; Megachilidae
Product: hemicentin-2-like
Exons: 6
Coding region: 1-2055 (684 amino acids)
Biological process (GO): cell-cell adhesion
Cellular component (GO): cell-cell junction
Molecular function (GO): cell adhesion molecule binding
Source: RefSeq, a predicted model, not a curated record